CACCUUCUCUUCGCAAGCAAAAAGCGAAGGAAAAGUCGAUCUCUCUUCUCCCCUCGCGACUCCUCCUCGCCUAUAUUUAUUAUAUAACACGAAACGUCCCUCUCUUUCUGUCAAGAGUACUUCACGAGUGUUUUCUCGCGCCUUCUCUUUCGUCUUCCGGUGCCGAAUCUCUCUUUGGACCGCGAGUGUCGCUCGGCUCGGAGAUGGCGAUGAAGCGAGCUGGUGUCUCCGCCAUCAGAGCUCUGUGCUCGUCUGCUAAUUUCGCUAGACGUGCCCAUGUGAGUGGACCCUCUACUGCUGGAAGCAAAAAGAUUGUGGGUGUGUUCUACAAGGCCAAUGAAUAUGCUGAGUUGAAUCCGAAUUUCUUGGGCUGUGUCGAGAGAGGUUUGGGCAUACACGACUGGCUGGAAUCGCAAGGGCAUCAGUACAUAGUCACAGAUGACAAGGAGGGACCAGACUGUGAACUUGAAAAGCAUAUUCCCGAUCUUCAUGUCCUCAUAACAACCCCCUUUCACCCUGCCUAUGUUACUGCGGAAAGAAUCAAAAAGGCGAAGAAUCUGCAGCUUCUUCUCACUGCUGGGAUUGGUUCUGAUCACAUUGAUUUAAAGGCUGCAGCUGACGCAGGGUUGACAGUUGCAGAAGUCACUGGUAGCAAUGUUGUUUCGGUUGCAGAGGAUGAGCUCAUGAGAAUCCUCAUUCUUGUAAGGAACUUUUUGCCUGGAUAUCAUCAGGUCAUCAAUGGGGACUGGAAUGUGGCUGGUAUAGCAUACAGAGCUUAUGAUCUUGAAGGAAAAACUGUCGGGACUGUUGGUGCUGGACGAAUUGGCAAGCUUUUGCUACAGAGAUUGAAGCCUUUCAAUUGCAAUCUCCUCUAUCAUGACCGCCUGAAAAUGGAUCCAGAACUGGAGAAGCAGACUGGUGCAAAAUUUGAGGAGGAUCUUGAUGUGAUGCUUCAGAAAUGUGACAUAGUUGUGGUCAACACCCCUCUAACUGAGAAAACGAGAGGAAUGUUUGAUAAAGAGAGGAUUUCCAAGAUGAAGAAGGGUGUCCUUAUCGUCAACAAUGCUAGAGGAGCAAUCAUGGAUACACAAGCAGUUGCUGAUGCUUGCUCCAGCGGACACAUCGGAGGUUAUAGUGGGGAUGUUUGGUUCCCGCAACCAGCACCCAAGGACCACCCCUGGCGGUACAUGCCGAACCAGGCCAUGACACCUCAUAUUUCCGGCACAACUAUAGAUGCGCAGUUGCGAUACGCAGCGGGAACAAAAGACAUGCUGGAUAGGUACUUCAAGGGAGAGGAAUUCCCUCUCCAGAAUUACAUUGUCAGGGAGGGUGAACUGGCCCCGCAGUACCGGUGAUUUCCCUGCUCCUCGGCUCCUGCAGUUUCCAUGUUCAAGCUUUCACAUAGUCGGGCUUGUAGGAUCUUGAAUUGGUGUAACGAUGCUGCUGCUCGUACAACGUGCGUCUUAAACUGUGCGUCUUCAGCUUGUGCUGUACUAAAAGACGAUGCAGGAUCUUCAAUAAGUGUAAUAAUGCCCGCUCUUACAAUGUACAUCUUGAACUCUCUGUCUUUAGCUUGUGCUGCAUCGAAGAUCCAUGAGGUCUUGUUUGAGACCCUUAGUGCAAAUUAUCUCCUCUGAUUUUUUUCUACUCAAACAAUUCAUGUCCUUAUGUACUGAUUACAGUCGACA
Eucalyptus grandis is the source of this 1688-nucleotide messenger RNA. Its product is annotated as formate dehydrogenase, mitochondrial. The record is from RefSeq and is a predicted model, not a curated record. Lineage: Eukaryota; Viridiplantae; Streptophyta; Magnoliopsida; Myrtales; Myrtaceae. Gene Ontology annotation, molecular function: oxidoreductase activity, acting on the CH-OH group of donors, NAD or NADP as acceptor; formate dehydrogenase (NAD+) activity; NAD binding. The transcript has 6 exons. Gene Ontology annotation, cellular component: chloroplast; mitochondrion. Bases 204 to 1355 code for a protein of 383 amino acids.